GGCGGGCGUGGAUUCCGGCAGUUCAGGCAGGCGAGCGGGCGCGCGCUGCUGGGCCGGCGCGAGGCAGCUCUGAGGGGGUCUCAUUGAAGGCUUUCGGCGGCGCGAGGCGGAUGGGCCGCCUCGAGGAGUGAAGGCUCCCCCUCCCUUCCCCGGCGGUGCGCGCGCGCGCUCAGGCCCGGCUUCGAGGGGCGCCAUGGAGGGCGGCGGAGGCAGUGGCAGUGGCCGCGGCGGAGGUCCGUCAGCGCGAGGAGCCGGCCGCGAGAAGAAGAAGGGCAAGAGCCCUGAGGAGCCCACAGUGGCGGCCGCUUCGGCGGGAGACCCCGGCGGAGGAGGAGGAGGAGGGGGGAAGUCCCGGAAGUUUAAUCUGAAAAGGGUGAUGGCAGAUGAGCUUGAGAGAUUCACAAGCAUGAGGAUAAAGAAGGAGAAGGAAAAAUCAAAUGCGGCGCAUAGGAAUUCCUCUGCUUCAUAUUCAGAUGUUUCAGGUCAGCUGCUUCAGGAAAUCUCAGAUGAAGAUGUGCUAGUCCUCUUUGAGCAGAUGCUGGUGGAUAUGAAUCUCAAUGAGGAAAAACAGCAGCCUCUGAGGGAGAAGGAUAUUGUCAUCAAGAGAGAGAUGGUCUCCCAGUACCUGCACACUUCAAAAGCGGGAAUGAGCCAAAAGGAGAGCUCCAAAUCUCCUAUGAUGAAUAUCCAGGAACUAAAAUCUGGUCUCAGAGAUGCACAACUUCUUAAUUGUUUGGAGUCUCUGCGUGUAUCACUCAACAAUAAUCCUGUCAGCUGGGUGCAAAAUUUUGGAGCAGAAGGCCUGAAUUGCUUGCUGGACAUAUUGAAAGGACUUCAUGAUGAGAAAGAUGACAUUUUGGGGCCAUAUGACACCCGGAUCAAACAUGAGAUCAUUAGGUGCUUAAAAGCUUUCAUGAACAAUAAGUUUGGAAUUAAAACAAUGCUUGAAACUGAAGAUGGGAUACUGCUUUUGGCAAGAUCAGUGGAUCCCAAAGUCCCUGCCAUGAUGAUUGAUGCUAUCAAACUACUCUCAGCCCUCUGUAUCUUGCCACAGCCUGUAGACAUGCAUGAACAAGUGCUGGGGGCAUUGACAGAGCGAGCAGAAAUGGACGAAGUGGAACGAUUUAAACCUAUCUUGGAUGGCCUGAAGAGUGGUACCUCAGUGGCAUUAAAGGUAGUCUGUCUACAGUUGAUCAAUGCCCUAAUAAUCCCAGCAGAUGAACUUGACUUCAGAGUUCACAUCCGCAGCGAGCUGAUGCGUUCUGGACUCCAGCAGAUCCUCAAGGAACUGCAUGCUCUGGACAAUGAGGAACUAUCGGUUCAGCUGCAAGUGUUUGAAGAAAGUGGAGAGGAAGAUUCUGCUGAUCUCAGAGGCCGAUUGGAGGACGUUCGUGUAGAAAUUGAUGACCCCAGUGAAGUCUUCCAGAUUCUCCUCAAUACUGUAAAGGAUUCUAAGGCAGAGCAGCAUUUCCUUUCCAUGCUGCAGCACCUCCUGCUAGUCCGUAAUGAUUAUGAGGCCAGGCCUCAGUAUUUUAAAUUGAUUGAUGAAUGCAUUUCACAGAUAGUCCUGCAUAAAAAUGGUGCCGACCCAGACUUCAGGCGCAAGCAUCUUGAUCUUCAUAUUGAGGGACUGAUAGAUAACCUGAUCGAUCAAACUAAGGUGGCAAAAAGUGAGGCUAAAGCUAUUGAACUGGAAAAAAAGUUGGAUUCUGAGUUGACAGCACGUCAUGAACUGCAAGUGGAAAUGAAGAAAAAGGAAAAUGAUUUGGAGCAAAAAUUACAAGAUUUACUUCAUGAGAAAGAAAGCCUGGAAUCAGAGAAAGAGCAAGUCUCCUCAGAGAAACAAAGACUGGAAAAUACUACCUCCUUGCUGAAUGAUCAAAUUGCUUCUCUGAUGCAAGAACUUGAGGACCUUAAGAAGAAAAUAGAGAACAUGACUUCUUCAUCUGUUUCACCUGGAGUGGCAGAGGUUUCUCCUACUCCUCCGCCACCACCUCCUCCGCCACCUCUCCCUGGAGGAGCAGCAGUGCCUCCUCCUCCGCCCCCUCCCCCACCUCUUCCUGGAGGAGCAGCAAUACCUCCUCCACCGCCUCUCCCUGGAGCAGCAGCAGUGCCUCCUCCACCGCCUCUCCCUGGAGCAGCAGGAAUUCCACCGCCACCUCCGCCACCACCUCCUCUGCCUGGGAUGGCAGGAGUACCACCCCCACCCCCACCUCUACCUGGCAUGCCAGGAAUGCCACCUCCACCUCCACCUCUCCCUGGUAUGGCAGGUGGACCACCUCCUCCACCACCUCUACCAGGGAUGGCAGGAAUGCCACCGCCACCUCCACCUCUUCCUGGAAUGGCUGGGGUGCCUCCACCACCACCGCCUCUUGGAGUGCCUCCUCCCCCCAUGCCACCUGCAUUUGGGGCCAUGACAACUGCAGCUCCAGCUCUGCCAUUUGGAUUGACUCCAAAGAAGCUUUACAAGCCAGAAGUUCAGCUACGGAGAACUAACUGGUCUAAGAUUACAGCUCAGGAGUUAUCAGAAGACUGCUUCUGGGCCAAAGCUAAGGAGGAUCGUUUUGAGAAUGAUGAACUCUUUGCCAAACUGACUCUUGCCUUCUCAAGUGCACAAGCCAAAUCCAGGGUAAAGAAACAACAGGAGAAUGAAGAAGAGAAGGGCCAAGCAAAGAAGAAGGUCAAGGAGCUGAGAGUGCUGGAUUCAAAGAAUGCACAGAAUCUUUCAAUAUUUUUGGGUUCCUUCCGCAUGCCUUAUGAAGAGAUCAAGAAUGCUAUCCUGGAAGUGAAUGAAGUUGUGUUGACUGAGUCCAUGGUGCAGAACCUGAUUAAGCUAAUGCCAGAACCAGACAAAUUGAAGAUGAUAGCAGAACUGAAGGGAGAUUAUGCUGAACUGCCUGAGCCAGAGCAAUUUGGAGUUGUGAUUAGUUCAGUUUCCCGUCUUAUGCCUCGCCUCCGUGCCAUCCUCUUCAAACUACAAUUCAGUGAACAGGUGGAAAACAUCAAGCCACAGAUAGUUUCUGUGACAGCAGCCUGCGAGGAAGUCCGUAAGAGUGAGAAUUUCUCCAAUUUACUCUCCAUCAUUCUUCUGGUGGGCAAUUAUAUGAAUUCUGGAUCCAUGAAUGCUGGUGCUUUUGGUUUCAACAUCAGUUUCCUCUGCAAGCUCCGAGACACCAAGUCAGCUGACCAGAAAUUGACAUUGUUGCACUUUUUGGUUGAAACAUGUGAACAUCAGUAUCCUGAUGUGCUGAAGUUUCCUGAUGAACUCAUCCAUGUGGAGAAGGCUUGUCAAGUUUCUGCUGAAAAUUUACGGAAAAACCUGGAUCAGAUGAAGAAACAGAUUUCAGAUGUUCAGCGCGAUGUUGACAGUUUCCCCAGCGCUACAGAGGAGAAAGAUAAAUUUGUAGAGAAAAUGACUAGCUUUGUUAAAGAGGCCCAAGAGCAGUAUGAGAAGCUACGGAUGAUGCACUCAAACAUGGAAAACCUUUAUAAGGAAUUAGGUCAAUACUUCCUGUUUAACACCGAUAAAGUAUCAAUUGAGGAAUUCUUCACGGAUCUCCACAACUUCAGAAACAUGUUUGUGCAAGCGUUAAAGGAAAACCAGAAGCGGAGGGAGACAGAAGAGAAGAUGCGGAGAGCUAAACUAGCCAAAGAGAAGGCAGAGAAAGAACGACAGGAGAAGCAACAGAAGAGAGAACAACUUAUUGACAUGAAUGCAGAAGGCGAUGAAACCGGAGUUAUGGACAGUUUAAUGGAGGCCUUGCAGUCAGGAGCAGCUUUCCGUCGAAAAAGGGGACCACGUCAAGCAAACAGAAAAGUUGGAUGCGCUGUCACUUCAUUAUUAGCUUCAGAGUUGACCAAGGAAGAUGCCCUCGGUGGAAGCAAGCCAAGCAAGGUGCGCAGAAAUGAAGAGGAUGGAGGACUUGCUGGAGAAGUUCCUGAUGAAACCACCCAGGCAGCAAGCAGCCGUCAGAGCUAGAGUUGAAUGCCAGGGUGGGACUAUAAAGCCUUUAGCGCCGGAGACGUUUUACAGAGGAAUAGAAACAACACUGAGUCACUUUGUAAACUUUUGAAAUUUUUGUUUUAUUUUCCAUGGGCACGAAGAGAUAAAUGAUGCAAUCAGUUCUGCCUUGUCCCCUCUAGGGUUGUUUUGCAACACCUCUUGAGCUUUUUGCUACCACAUACAUCUCAUCUUGAAUUUCCCAUCUGCCUUUCUCAGAAUCAGAACUACAAAGCUUUUUGCUGAACAUGCACCAUGCUUGGAGCAAAAGUGACUGGUGCUCCUGUGUUGGCUCCAUCCCCUGCAGGCGGGGGGAGCAGCGGGGAGGAAUAUAAUCUGAAACGGGGAAAGGAAGCCAAGAUGAAGAGCCUGAAGGCCAGUCCUUCCCACACACAUCUCCCUGCACUGAUGUUGCCAAAGCAGGAAUGCAACAAACUGCCUUAACCCAGACUUUUUUUUUAAUUUUUAGCUGUUCUUAUAUGUGGGCAGCCUGGGCUGUUGGAAUAUCUCACAGGCCUCUUUCUCCCCUAAAGCUCUCCCCUCCAGCGGUGCUGGUGGCCAGUGUUGCUCCCACCUGCAGUGAUCCAUAGGAAGGAACCCCAUCAGACAUCUUAGAUGGUGUCCCUCCCAUACCAUCCUGCGUCACCAACUGCCAUGCUGUGCAGCACCUGCUUUUCUUACUUGCUACCUAGUGCUGGGAAAGAAAAUGUCUCUUGGAUCACAGUGUCACCGUAGUGACAGGACUCUGUCUGAUUAUGAGGGGGAAUGUUCUCCUUCCUUUUUCUUUGUGUUGAGAUGAUUUUUGCUGCUCUGCUGUGCUGCUAUCUCUAUCUUUUUUACACAAACUCUUCCUGUCACUUUAGAAAUGAUAAUGGUGACCCGUUAAGAGAAAGUUGUGGUUGUUCUCUGCUAACUAGCUGGAGGGAAAGCGUGCUGCAUCUACCUCCGCAAGCUUUUGAGCCAAGAGGAUUCUGCGAUACACAGCCUCAGAGGCAAGGUGUCCUCACUCCUCAUACCUGAGCAAAAUUAUUCACUGCAACCCCAAAAGAAAUGCAUCUUGUGUUGUAAUCUUCUGCUGUGUCCUACUCCUGCUGGAAGAAUUUAUACAUUCCUUGAUUUGUGGCAAAAAUCCCUUGUGUAGCUGAAGCACAAAGUCUGCGAGCUGCCACCUGGGCCUCCAAGCCCUAUUUGCUUUUGCCAAUGCCAUGCCAUGCAGACAAACAUAUCUAACCUCCAUGUGGUGGUGGAAGAACAGUGACAUCUCCAAAAGUGGGAUAUCACUGUCGCAAAUGUAUCUAUUUUUCUAUCAGGUUUUGUUUUAAAACAUAGUGAUGGUAAAAUGAAAAUAUCGCAAAUACAUGCAUUUUCCUGGAA
Molecule: messenger RNA, 5374 nt
Organism: Anolis sagrei ordinatus
Lineage: Eukaryota; Metazoa; Chordata; Lepidosauria; Squamata; Anolidae
Source: RefSeq, a predicted model, not a curated record